Mercenaria mercenaria is the source of this 4350-nucleotide messenger RNA. RefSeq names its product akirin-2-like. NCBI's taxonomy places the organism in Eukaryota, Metazoa, Mollusca, Bivalvia, Venerida, Veneridae. The coding region runs from base 211 to 807 and encodes 198 amino acids. Gene Ontology annotation, biological process: positive regulation of innate immune response; positive regulation of transcription by RNA polymerase II. Gene Ontology annotation, cellular component: nucleus; chromatin. Gene Ontology annotation, molecular function: transcription coregulator activity. The transcript has 4 exons. The record is from RefSeq and is a predicted model, not a curated record.
GAUAGAUUGUUUUGAUUUGGUAGCCAUUUUGGUGCAAAGAAAACAAAACUCAAAAGAAAUCAACGCAAUCCUCUGCUUUUGUAAAGGAGAGCGUAAUAUUCAUCACCCAGUUACAUACAUCAUUUAUUCAAUAACACGCUUUUUGUGAUAUUUUGCUUCAUACUCGUCUUGAAAUUACCAAUUUAAGCAGUUGAAGUUGACUAUAUUCUGAUGGCUUGCGGAGCGACGUUGAAGAGGAGUUUGGAUUUUGAUCCGCUUCAUAGCCCUGGUCAGACUACUCCAAAGAGAAGGAGAUGUGCACCUAUGAAUUUGUCUCCAUCAACACCACCCAGACAUUCUCAGCCUUCUCCUUUUGGCGAAGUCAAUCCGAAACUAACUUCAGAGCAAAUAGCUGCUAAUUUGACGAUGGAAAUACGUCGUCUACAGAAGAGGAAACAGCUGCAUUUCCCACAUGGCAGUGCAACUCUAUCACCCCCAAGUAGUCCAAGCCAGUCAACCUCCACAGAUAAUGUGCCGUCACCAUCAGCGAUGGAUAGUUCUAGUGUUCAAAGUCUAGUACAGUGUAGUUCAAACAGUCUAUUUACUGCCCUAUCUCCAAACAAACGUGACAUUCCUUUGUUCACAUUUAAACAAGUGAGCAUGAUAUGUGAAAGGAUGUUGAAAGAAAGAGAAUCACAGAUCCGUGAACAGUAUAACAGUGUUCUAACAUGCAAAAUGGCAGAACAGUACGAGGCAUUUCUAAAGUUCAACCAUGAUCAGAUCCAGAAAAGAUUCUCUGCAGAUACUGUAGCCAGUUAUGUAUCAUGAAAAGAUGUAGUGGUAGAUUGAAUACAUGGAUGCAGUGUCAGUGACUGAUUGUGGACAGAUCAAGGAAUACAAGCAUUUAUCAUCUGUUAUAAUUGUUCUUCAGCACAAGUUGUUACAUGUUUUUACAAGUUUGUCAUAAGUUAGCUUUUGAUGAUUGUGUUGGAUGUUUUCACCCCAGAUCUUAGUUCUUAUAUUCUUUUUACCAAGUUUUGCUUGAGGUGUAUAAUUGAGGGAUUAUGCUUCCAGUUAGAAGUGUCAUCAAUUUUAUCCACAUUUUUUCCCCCUGGAUAAGUACAGGUACAUGCAUGCUUGAUGCACUGUUCUUUAAAUCAAGUAGAAUACUUUGGGGAUUGUUAAAAAUGGUUUUGUUUUUAACUGAUACUUUGACAGUAAUGGUUAUCUUAACAGUAUUUGAACAGCAGUUGCACCAGUGGUUUGCCAAAAAUGUUCUUGAUUUCAUUUCGUGGGCAGAACUGAAUACUGUUUUAGUAGUCAGGGAAACAGUUUUCUUUUUAUCCCUCAAUUUGAUAUUCUCGGUUCUUUCAUUUUCUAUUUAUCGCAACUUUUAAUUUAAGAAGAUAAAUUUAUCAUUUAGAAAAACUAUUUCGAGGGCUUAGAGCGAAACUAGUCUAUAUAUAUAGAAAUAGAAGCAGAUAGGCCAGUUUCGCUCUAAGCCCUCGAUUUGUACAUAGGAUUAUUGUGAUUAUUUUAUUAUAUUGUAAACUCACUUGCACAUGAAAAUACCAGUAGUAUUUCAUUUCAUUGUUUUUGCAUACCAUUUAAUGUGUACAGAAUUAUAUUUUGUGUUUAACUGUGUAGAGUUUGAGCAGAAAGCUUUAUAUUUUGUUGUAGGCUGGUUCAUUGUUUUAUUUGAUACCCAGCUAAGUAGCUGUAGUAGGUUUAUAAAUUAUGUUAAUUUUUUCUGUCAUAUUUAACAUUUUAGAUAGAUAAAUGUAGAUGUUCUUAUUUAUAUUUAGGAAGAUUUAGCAUGUUAUCAAGAUUGUGCUAGGAAUAUAUUGUUAUUACUGUUACCUUACAGUAUCUUGUGUGUUUGAAGUGAUGACAGAAAGCAUUUUACUUUUUAAUAAUGAUGUGUUUUCCAUUUUUCCUUCUUUUUUAUGAUAAGAUUAUAAGUUUUUAAGUUAACACUGUUCUAGAGUGAAAUUCUUAAAUGUAAUGAUAAUGGUUUGUUUUACAGUCAGUCAUAACUGAAAGUGGUUUCAUGUAUUUAUCGUGAAAAAGUAUGAUUUUCUGCACCAUUAAAGAUUGUGUAUUUUACAGCUUUUAUCAUUGUCCAGUGGGUAUUGUUUUAUGUGAUCUAAAAUUUGCAACAGGACAAAUUUUACUUGUUUAUAUACGGAAUAUUUUUGGUAUUUAAAUGAACAUGGGUGCAAAGUGGAAAAUAUUUACAUUAGACCAAGAAUAAUGUACAUUUCGAAAUUUUCCUGCCUAUGUAAGAAUUCAAAACAAGUUAGAAAUAAUUGUUAUUGCAAUACCCACCAGUAUUUGCUUUACUGUCAGCUUCAGGUACAAUUGCAAUACCUUAUGGUAUUUGCUUUUCUGUCGACUUCAAAUAUAGAUGAAAUAACUACCUAUAUUUGCUUUUCAAUCAUGUUUGGAUACACUUGUUUAAUUCCUACCUGUAUUUACUUUUCUGUCAGCUUCAGUUUAGAUUUAAGUUUUAGAUGAUGUAUGGUAUAUGUAGUCAUGUAUUUUUUGUACUUUAUUUGACAUUGUGUACAUAAUGAUAUGCAUAGAAAAUGCAAUUUGAUUUUAAAAAUCCUAGAUGUGUCUGUGUGUGUGAUUUGAAGCUUAUUGCACUGUUUCUAAAUCAGCAUCUUCAUAAUGAUAUUUUCUUCUGAAAGUGUACAUCAGUUACCAUAAUAAUGAAGUAAAAUGUUCACUAUAGCAAAAAUUACUUGUCAGAAAGAAAACGAUGUACAGUGAAAAACUGUAUGCUCUAGCACCCAUGGUUUGAGCAGUUGGGCUUGCUUCAGCAAUUCAUACUGUCCUAUGUUUGGGAUGCAUGUAUUCCUAGUUGAGGUCAUAAGAUCAUUGUUUUACUGUAUGCAGUUAACUUUAUAAAAAAAAUAGUUGCAACAGGUGUUACCCAUAAAUUCUUGUGAUAGGAAAAGUAGACAGCAUGUUUUUGUUCACUCCUGAAGAAAUAAUUUUUUUAUAUUAAUUACACCAUAUUGAUUUUCCUCAAGAAUUGACCCGCAAGUCUUUUUUAAAAAAAAACUUUAGUGUUCUUUGUAAACUAUUUAAAAUAAACUAGUAUAUAAUAAUUACUAAAUCUAGUUCGAUGGGGAAAAUAUCAGUAUGAAGAUGGUUGUUUUUUUUUUUACAAAGAGGAAAUACAUACUGUGAAAUUAUUAAAUUCGUAAGGGACUUAUUUUUGGUGUAAUGUUAAUCCAUAAAACCAAAUACCAAUGAACAAUCAGAAUUGAGGACAAUUUCCGAUUUACCUUUCAAAAAAGAAAAUGCCGAUGAUUUUUUGUCUCGUCAAAACAGCUUUUCCAAAUGUAAGUUGACGAAAUAUGACGAUUUCACAGGAUAGAGGAGACUGCAUGAUUGUAGCAGGAAGACUUGUGCAUGUUGUCAACAUUGUAAAUAACCAUUAUACCAUCAUAUAAUCUGCUCAUUUCUUUGUUGUAUACAAAGAUACAGAUAUUAAGUCUUUCAUUUAUCAUUUCAUGUAUUUAUCUGUCCAGUUUAAAACACUUCAUAGUUCUGUAUACCAGUUAUUAAUAGUACACUGUUUAAAUGAAUAGAAACAUUUUUGACCCAUUUUUAAUCUCUUCAUUUUGUUCAUCCAUUCUAGGAAGUUUUAUUUGGUUUUAACUUCUAUGAAGUCAGAGAGAAAAUGUUAAUACUACCUUAUUAUAAAUAUGUAAUUUGGUGCUAAAACUGUGUGGUUUUUCUUAUGCUAAAUCAAACUGAAUAUUUCUCUUGAGGGAAGUCUUGUAGAGAAUAUAUUUUUGUCCCCUUUGUGCAAAAAAAGUGAUAACGGCUUAUUUAUGUCAGUGCAGUUAACCAUUUGUGCACAAAGGUGACAUUGUAAGUUUGUACUUUCGUAGAGAUAGUUUUCUACAAAUAGCAAAGUUAGCUCCCUUUGCAGCAAAUUGUGAUCAGUUUAAUAUUGCAUCCAUUUGCUUUGUCAGUAAAGCCUGUUGUGGUAAAGUAUUUCAAGUGUUGUGUAAUGCUUCAUGCAAGAGACAUUUUUAUUGCCUGUGUGAAAAGAUUACUGUAGUAGGAGAACACAAAUUCCUCAAAAUUAUCUAUAAUACCUCCAAGUUACUAGGAAAUUUCAUAUUAAAUUCUCUUAAACAUUGAUAAACUAAUGAAUAUAAUAUGGCAGGAAAGAAUAAAAAAUUUAAUUUUGAAAUUUUUAGACUGAAGCCAGUAUGCCUAUGAUGAAUUUCCAACAGCAACUGAUAGGAUUAAACACUUUAGCACAUGUAUUUUAUGAAAUUGCCUAAUUAAUCUGCAUGUACUGAUUUUGGUAUUUUUAUGUUUCAAGAAUAAACUUAAUAAAUUCAA